Rotaria sordida is the source of this 2892-nucleotide messenger RNA. NCBI's taxonomy places the organism in Eukaryota, Metazoa, Rotifera, Eurotatoria, Philodinida, Philodinidae. The record is from the annotation of a GenBank genome assembly.
AUGUUGGUGCUAAAAUUUAUAUUAUUGGUGCUUGUCUAUUUUUCUUUUCAGACAUUUUCUUAUUCAAAAUCAAAUGAUAUCGAUGUUUGUUCAAUAUGGUCUAAUGAUUGGAAACAUUCUAUUGAAUUAAAAGAACUUAUUUAUACAAGUGUUAAACCACUAGGUGGUUCUAAUGCUGGAAAAUAUUCAAAAAUUAAGGUCAAUAGUUGGAGUGAAUGUGUUACUCAAUGUUGUAAAUUUAAUCGAUGUAAUGUUGCCUAUUGGAUAUCAUCAACAUGUCUUCAUAUUGAAUGUUCAUCGGAUGAAUUAUGUGAACCGAUGAAUAUUGCUAAUGGUGAUAAUAGUGACGAUACAUUGUAUUUGAGAGUUCGUUCUGUUCAAUCAACGGCGGCUGCUAUUGAUUAUGAACCAGGAACUGAUGAAUGUAAUGGAACAAAAUCAUGUCCUGCUAAUGAAAAAUGUGAACAAGUAUCAGUAAAUGCUCAAUUAACACGAAAUAUAUGUUCAUGUGAUCGUAAUAAUUAUUUUCGUCGUAUUAAUGGUGUUUGUCGACAAUAUUUACCUCGUACAAAACCUUGCGUACUAUAUGAAACAGAUUAUGAUAAUAAUAAUAAUAAUGAUAAUGAUGAUGAUGAUUAUGAUAGAGGAAGAUGUAAGAAAAAUGAAGAAUGCUUACCACCAAAUGAUCGUGCUAAACAUGGUUAUUGUCAAUGUAAAUUAGGUUUUAUAAGAAAAGAUAUUAACGAAAAAUGUGUAAUUGAGAAUCAAGAAUAUUCAUCAACAAUUUCUUUAAUAUCUUCAACAAAAUCAACUUCAAUUUCAUCAUUAUAUGAUUUUAUAGUACAAGCUGGUGAUGAUCAAAUAAUAACAUUACCUAAACAUGAAAUUGAUUUAUAUGGACAUGUUCUUUAUAAAUCAAAUAAAAGUGAAAUUGAUAUGUCAAUAUUAAAAAAUCAAAAUUUAAAUUUAUUUUGGUCACUUAAAUCAUCAACGAAUGGAGCUAAAAUUGAUAUACCUAAUCAAGAAGAUUUAACAUCACAUAUUCUUGUUAAAGAAUUACGUGAAGGAAUAUAUGAAUUUGAAUUGAAAUUAAAUGAUAAACAUGGAACAACAUUAGCAUCUGAUACUGUUAAAAUAGAAGUUCUUUCAGCUAAAACAACACCAUCACCUCUUGUUGUCAAAGUAUCAUCUCCAGUAACAGUUCAUUUACCACAACAAGUAAUUAAACUUGAAGCCUAUGUUGAACCUUCUAAUCGACAAGUUACCUAUCAAUGGACUUACAAAAACGAUGGUCCCGUUACACCAACAUUAGAAAAUAUCCAUAGAUCUGAUUUAUUAAUCUCAAAUCUUCGUUCUGGUAAUUAUUCAUUUCAAUUAAAUGUUAUUGAUAGUAUUGGUAAUCAACAAACAAAAACUAUUCGAUUAAUUGCUAUUGGGGAACCAAUUGAAGCACGAGUAGUAAAUCACCGUGAACUUGUAUUUUGGCCAUCAAAUGAUGUUAUACUUGAUGGUACACCAAGUAUAAUUGAACCACAAACAUAUAUUUAUUGGACAUUAAUAUCAAAUGAUAAUAAACAAGAUACAGAUAAAAUAGAUAUUAUUUCACCACAUUCACUUAAAACACAAAUAACAAAUCUUCGUAUUGGUCAAUAUAAAUUUCUUUUAACAUUAGUAACAAAUGAUAAAAAAUAUAUAUCAAAAAUUGAAGUUCUUGUUAUUGUUUAUUCACAAAAUGGUCAACCACCAAGAAUUUCUAUUCAUUUAGAAACAAAUUAUGUUAAUAUAUUAAAUAAUCUUAUUAUACUUAAUGCAACAUCAACAACAGCUGAUUAUGGUAUUGCAAAAUGGCAAUGGAUUAAAAAUCCAUUAAAUCCAGCUAUGAGUUAUUUUAUAAAUAAUUCAAAUUUAUCACCUAUUGCUUAUAUAACAAAUUUGAUUGAAGGACAAUAUAUAUUUAUCCUUCAAGUAUAUGAUGAUAGACAACAAAUGAGUGAAAUGAAUAUAACAGUUAAUGUUAAUGGUAUACCUGAUGAAGAAAAUUUAAUUGAAAUUAUUUUCUUAUCAAAACCAUAUUUAUAUCAACAAACACUUGAUAAUCUUUUAGCACAAAUACGUGUUUUUCUUAUUGAUUUAUUACCAAAUAUAGAAAUUAUUAUGGUUGGAAUGUUAAAAGAAAAUAUUUUAUUAAUUAAAGGAAAAGAUCCUAAAAAUAAUUUAAUUAUUUCACCAAAAAUAAUUGUUAAUCAUUUACAAAAUAAAAUUAAAUCAUUACGUUCAGCAUCAAAUAUGAAUAUAUUAUCAAUUGAUACUUAUUUAUGUUUAUCAAAUUGUUCAAAUCGUGGAAAAUGUGACAAGAAAACAAAACGUUGUAUUUGUAAUAAAUAUUAUAUGGCAAAUUGGUUUAAAUCUAUUAUUUAUAGAGAACCAAAUUGUGAUUUUAUAAUUUAUUAUUUUGUUAUAAUAACAAGUGUUAGUUCAAUAUCAACAAUAGUAUUUUGUUGGUUAUGUUUAUGUUGUUGUUUACGUUGGAGACGUCGUCGUAAUUUAUUAGAACGUCGUAAACGUAUUCGUUAUCAAUUAUUAGAUGAAAAUGGCGAUGAUGAUGAAAGUCCAUCGAGUUCAAAAGAAAUAAGUAAAAAUAAAUUUCAUUCAUCAAAAAAAAGUAAAACAAAAAUAUCAAAUUUAAUUGUAUCUGAAUCUGAUGAUAAUCAAUCUGAUGAAAAUGGUGAACAAACUCUUUAUGAUAAGCCACUACUUACAGCUACAUCAAAAAUGAAUGUAACAAAAAUAAAAUCUCGUGGAUUAAAAGUUGCUGUACAAGACAGUAAUGUUAGUCCAGUAUUAGGUAACAAUCGUCAAUCAUCAAGAACAUCUGAACAUAAUAUUGCAUAA